Mercenaria mercenaria is the source of this 1962-nucleotide messenger RNA. RefSeq lists its product as uncharacterized. Lineage: Eukaryota; Metazoa; Mollusca; Bivalvia; Venerida; Veneridae. Bases 130 to 1779 code for a protein of 549 amino acids. The transcript is spliced from 8 exons. The record is from RefSeq and is a predicted model, not a curated record.
CUGGGAGACAGUUUAUGUUUAUUAAAAUAGCUAGCAGUUUUCAAUUAUUAAUUAAACGUCAUCGAUUGCCCAGUUGUUAUAAAUACUUAUGACUCACUGGAAAAUCUACUUUCGGUUUUAAAAACUGCCAUGUCGCGCCUCCUCCUAAUAUUUGCUUGCCAGCUGCUUCUAGCAGAUGCAUCUGAUAAACGUCUCAAAGAAGUUCCGAAUACUGAACAAUCUAUAGACAUUGAGAACGAAAACUCAACAGAACCUGUAGUGGUAUUUGCUCCUCCAGUAAGUGGCUACAGACUGCCUGUAGCUAAUGACAGUGAUGAAAGCCCACUGCAUGCGACCUCAUAUGAUACAACAGGUUUCUGCACGGAAGAUUCUAGGUGUGGACGCGAAGGCUCUGUUGCGGAUGUUUCUGCAAGAAGAUACAACAAUACCGGCGAACCUGUUUCGCAUUCCGUUACCACAGGGACGUCAGCUGAUGACACGAAUGCAGAUAUAAGUGAUUCAGUGAAUGACCUAACAGAUGAUAAAGAACAAGGGGAGACACUCGUUGAAUCGAUAGAAGACCGUUCUUCUCAAGAACCCGACAACACAGCUGCAAUAAAAGAUAACAAUCCGUUAGAAGAUUCAGGACCUUCUGUACAAGAAUUGUUGCCUGACAUGGAUGACACCUGCGUUAUCGAAGAUAUUGGACUAUCACAGCUGGAUCAAAGCGUUGCAGAUGUGCCCAUAUCGGACUUGAGGGCUGGAGUGUACCAGAAGCUUGGUGGCGUUUUGGAAAACCGCAAUACACAUGACGGAUCUGACCCAUGGUGGAAUUAUCUGAUACUAAAUGACAAUGGCCUUGAUAUAAAUAGGAGGCAGCAAAGAAAUAUAGAGAAUACGCCAAAACCUGGUUGUGAAUUUAUGGACAUUUUGGACGAGAGUGGAUACACUCUGCAGGACCUUGAGAACCUCUUUAUGAGACAUCAGAUGCAUGAAGCCCUUAAUCUACUAAGAUUCCACCAGUUUGAUGUUAUAGGCCAAAGAAGUAACAUUCACACAUCUACUGAACGAGAAGCCGAUGAGAACAGAAAACCAGAAGAUGAUUUUUCGAAUAGUUUAUCAGGAGAAAGUGAAACAGAUAACGAACAGGAAGACAGUAAUCAAAACGACGAAAAAGAACCUGGUGCUCUGAAUAAUAAAAAAGAUGAUACUUCCGUUGAUUCCACCGAUGAUGACACGUACACUUCGACACAAGGAAAGACACAAACUCCAAAAUUCGACCACUGCAACCCUAACCCAUGUAAAAAUGAAGGCAAGUGUAUCCGAGACGAAGAUGGCUAUACAUGUAAAUGUUCUUACAAAUGGUACAGUGGAAAGAACUGCGAGAAAGAUAAUGGACCUUGUCGUAAUGCAUGUUUCAAGCCAGGAACCAGCUCUUGUGACUACAGUGGUCCUGAUGGUCAAAAUACUGCAUGUAACUGCAAAAUUGGAUAUGAUGGGGACCAGUGCGAGACCGAACACGACCAUGCAAAACAUUCACCAUUCCGCCAUGUGAUAAACUCGUGCAAUGAACGCGGGCUGUCAAAGGAUGAAUGUAUUGCUGACACGCUUGGUGUUGAUACAGAAGUAAAUUCUUUAGAAGGUCUCUUUCAAGAAGUGCUUAAAGGAAAAGCAAAUGUUAUAGAUAUGUUUUUAAAUGUUGUUGAUAAACUGCUUUCUCAAGGCGGGAAAAAAAAGCUCUUCGGGGAUAGCGGUGUUGGAAAAGUUGUAGAUAAAUGGAAAAAACGUUUUGUCCAAUAGCUGCAUGACCGGUUGUUUAUGACUCUUUGUUUAUCACUUCGUAUUCAUAAUAGACUGAAAAAUAGCAGCUAUUUUUACAUACUCGUUAGAUACAAUGGCAUCGGAAACGUCAGUAUUUUCCCAUAUUGAAGUCUGAAUUUCGAAAUCGUGUCUUUAUUUUACAUUAUUUAUCUAUGUCAGUUU